AUGACGGCGUCAUUGUAUGGGGUUGUGGUGAGUGAGGAGGUCGAGGAUUGGGGCCUGCUUUGCGCGCUCGGAGGCCAGGAGCUUAUGCGCGAGGUGCACGACGCGGUGGACGUGGCGGCGGGUUGUGGGAUGGGAUGGGUCAUGGUUGCGCAUGCAUUGGGUUAUAUAUGUGGUCAUGCGGUUGAUGAGAAUGUCGGUGCUGGUGGCGCCAGUGGCGGUGGGGAAUGUCCCUGCAUGCUUGCCUAUGAUGGGUAUGGCCGCGUUGGGUGGAAGGGGAUCCAUUGUAUUGGUUUUACCUGCUUGUUUGUGGAACGGUGGCUGCGCGUGGGUGGGAGAUGA
Histoplasma mississippiense is the source of this 339-nucleotide messenger RNA. RefSeq lists its product with no specific name. The coding region runs from base 1 to 339 and encodes 112 amino acids. NCBI's taxonomy places the organism in Eukaryota, Fungi, Ascomycota, Eurotiomycetes, Onygenales, Ajellomycetaceae. The record is from RefSeq and is a predicted model, not a curated record. The transcript has a single exon.